Messenger RNA from Phodopus roborovskii (desert hamster), 2613 nucleotides. It is a transcript of the gene Pias2, whose product is annotated as protein inhibitor of activated STAT 2. Gene Ontology annotation, molecular function: SUMO ligase activity; transcription coregulator activity; zinc ion binding. The record is from RefSeq and is a predicted model, not a curated record. Lineage: Eukaryota; Metazoa; Chordata; Mammalia; Rodentia; Cricetidae. The coding region runs from base 233 to 2122 and encodes 629 amino acids. Gene Ontology annotation, biological process: regulation of transcription by RNA polymerase II; protein sumoylation. The transcript is spliced from 15 exons.
CGGCGGAGGUGGUGGCGGCGGCGGCGGCGGCGGCGGCCGCGGCGUCUGGAGCGGCGCCCCGUGCAGGAUGUUGCAGGAGGCGGCGGCGGUGUCGUUGGCGGCAGCGGGUGGAGGAGCGGCGACGGCUGAGGCGCCCGCGGGCGGGAUAAAAUGGCGGAUUUCGAGGAGUUGAGGGGUUCUCUGAGCUCCAAGGGGAGGGACCUGAUGGAGAUCUUCAAUUUGGGCUCUCCUAAUGUUUGGCUGUGGUCUCUUCAUCUGCUUCCAUCAGCUGCCAGAGAAUAUGGUUUCUAGUUUUAGGGUUUCUGAAUUACAAGUGUUACUAGGCUUUGCUGGACGGAAUAAAAGUGGGCGUAAGCAUGACCUCCUGAUGAGGGCGUUGCAUUUACUGAAGAGUGGCUGCAGCCCUGCGGUUCAGAUUAAAAUUCGAGAAUUAUAUCGACGCCGAUACCCACGGACACUUGAAGGACUUUGUGAUCUAUCCACAAUCAAAUCAUCGGUUUUCAGUUUGGAUGGUAGUUCUUCACCAGUGGAACCUGACUUGCCUGUGGCUGGGAUCCACUCGUUGCCUUCCACUUCAAUUACACCUCACUCACCAUCAUCUCCUGUUGGUUCUGUGCUGCUUCAGGACAGUAAGCCCACAUUUGAGAUGCAGCAGCCUUCUCCUCCCAUUCCUCCUGUCCAUCCUGAUGUGCAAUUAAAAAACCUCCCCUUUUAUGAUGUCCUUGAUGUUCUCAUCAAGCCUACAAGUUUAGUUCAAAGCAGUAUUCAACGGUUUCAAGAGAAGUUUUUUAUUUUUGCUCUGACACCUCAGCAAGUUAGAGAGAUAUGCAUAUCAAGGGAUUUUUUGCCAGGUGGCAGGAGAGAUUAUACAGUCCAAGUUCAGCUUCGACUUUGCUUGGCGGAGACCAGUUGUCCUCAAGAAGAUAACUAUCCCAAUAGUUUGUGUAUAAAAGUAAAUGGGAAACUCUUUCCUUUACCUGGUUAUGCACCACCACCUAAAAAUGGGAUUGAACAGAAGCGUCCUGGACGGCCCUUGAAUAUUACAUCUUUAGUUAGGUUGUCUUCCGCUGUGCCAAAUCAGAUUUCUAUUUCUUGGGCAUCUGAAAUUGGAAAGAAUUACUCCAUGUCUGUAUAUCUCGUACGACAGCUUACAUCAGCCAUGUUAUUACAGAGAUUAAAAAUGAAAGGUAUUAGAAAUCCUGAUCAUUCCAGAGCACUAAUUAAAGAAAAACUUACUGCAGAUCCUGAUAGUGAAAUUGCUACAACUAGUCUUCGAGUGUCCUUAAUGUGCCCUUUAGGGAAAAUGAGGCUGACUAUCCCAUGCCGGGCAGUGACGUGUACACAUCUGCAGUGUUUUGAUGCUGCCCUGUAUCUUCAGAUGAAUGAGAAGAAGCCCACCUGGAUUUGUCCUGUUUGUGACAAGAAGGCUGCCUAUGAGAGUCUGAUAUUAGAUGGGCUUUUCAUGGAAAUUCUCAAUGACUGUUCUGAUGUAGAUGAGAUCAAGUUCCAAGAAGAUGGUUCUUGGUGUCCAAUGAGACCCAAGAAAGAAGCUAUGAAAGUAACCAGCCAGCCCUGUACAAAAAUAGAAAGUUCCAGCAUCUUUAGUAAACCUUGUUCAGUGACUGUAGCCAGUGAUGCAAGCAAGAAGAAGAUAGAUGUUAUUGAUCUAACAAUAGAGAGCUCUUCUGAUGAAGAGGAAGACCCUCCUGCCAAAAGGAAAUGCAUCUUUAUGUCAGAAACACAAAGCAGUCCAACCAAAGGGGUCCUCAUGUAUCAGCCAUCUUCUGUAAGGGUGCCCAGUGUGACUUCGGUGGAUCCUGCUGCUAUUCCACCCUCAUUAACAGACUACUCAGUACCAUUCCACCACACGCCAGUGUCAAGCAUGUCAUCAGAUUUGCCAGGUUUGGAUUUUCUUUCCCUUAUUCCAGUUGAUCCCCAGCAGUACUGUCCUCCUAUGUUUUUGGAUAGUCUCACCUCACCCUUAACAGCAAGCAGCACGUCCGUCACCACCACCAGCCCCCAUGAAAGCAGUACUCAUGUUAGUUCAUCCAGCAGCAGGAGUGAGACAGGGGUCAUAACCAGCAGUGGAAGUAACAUUCCUGACAUCAUCUCACUGGACUAAAGGCGGACAUAUUUGAUUCUGGGAAUCAUUCAUCAGAACUACUCCUUCUUGGAUAUCUAGUCCAUGGAAGCUAAUUUUUGCAAUUUAAUAUUUAUUAAAUUGUCAGAUGGAUUCUUUGCUGAGAAGUGAACCCAGAUAACUUCAGCAAGAACCAGAUGACAAGCAAGGACUUUUCUUACGCUGUACACUGAGCAUCAGAUAUAUUUCAUCUACAAUGGUGUCUUCUUGAUCAGUGGAUUUCAGUUUCUACAUUACUGGAUGGAUUCUACAAACAAUUUUUUUUGUUACAAUAAACAGCAAUAAAAUUAUGUAAAUACUUAAACUUUUCUAAUUAAAAUAAUGUAAUUACUGAUCUAGAAUAACAGCAACUUCUGUUUAAUCCAAAAUGAAGGAAAAAUAGAUGGGAAGAAGUCAUGUUUGCUGAAUGAAUACUUUCUAUAGAGAUUUGUUAUAUUUUGUUGAUGUAAUGAAAUUUCAAUAACUGACCAGAA